Messenger RNA from Ylistrum balloti, 1139 nucleotides. Its product is annotated as phospholipid phosphatase 5-like. The record is from RefSeq and is a predicted model, not a curated record. The transcript has 8 exons. Gene Ontology annotation, biological process: phospholipid metabolic process. Lineage: Eukaryota; Metazoa; Mollusca; Bivalvia; Pectinida; Pectinidae. The coding region runs from base 89 to 901 and encodes 270 amino acids. Gene Ontology annotation, molecular function: phosphatidate phosphatase activity.
AUAUAUCCACGUUGUAUACAAACAACUAGCAAAGCUUAUCACAGAGACAAGAUCAUGACAAGGUCUAAGGAUUAGCUGUACCAUAACCAUGACAUCACACCUCAGAAUUCAUACUUCUUUAAUAUUUGAAAUUGGUUUGAGGAUCUUCUUGGCAAUUUUCUUCUAUAUUUCUGAUGAUGCUGUCCCUUUCCGGAGGACAAUACAGCCUGAGGAGUAUUGGUUGUACCAGUUUCCAAGGACACCCAGUUACUACCCAAGUAGAUACCUGUGGAGAACUGUAUUUGGAGCUCCAGUCAUAGUGAUAGGAAUAAUAUACCUGUGGAAAAAGGAUAUUGCAGAUGUGAAACAAGCUGUUUUAGGUGUGGUGUUGUCUGUAUUUCUGACAGGGUCAGUCACUAACUGUAUCAAGCUUGGUGUGGGAAGGCCACGUCCAGACUUUAUAGCCCGCUGUUUUCCUGAUGGAACUUUUAACAACGAGUUCCGUUGUACAGGAAAUGAGUUGGAUGUGAUUCAGGGAUAUAAAAGCUUCCCUAGUGGACAUUCUUCAUUUGCCUUCAGCAGUCUUGGUUUUCUGGCCCUGUAUGUUGCUGGGAAGCUGCAGUGUUUUAGUCGUCGAGGACGGGGUCAGACAUGGCGUGUGAUUUGUGUUGUCUGCCUCCUCCUUUGGCCAGUGAUGAUUGCUGUGUCACGUACUGCUGAUUAUCACCAUCACUGGCAGGAUGUAAGUGUAGGGUCCAUACUGGGGAUGUGUAUUGCCUAUAUGUGUUACAGACAGUACUAUCCAGCGAUCAACAGACUCAACUCGGAUAUCCCCUACAUAUUACAGCCACAGGAAGUGGAAACUCCGUCCACUCCAUUAUUCACUAAUACCGUCAACGAUGAUAUCCUAAAGAUAGUCUGAUAUCUAAACAAUGUAGGAGUUUUGUUUUUAGCUGAUUAAGACAUUAUGUAUGUCAGUAAAAUAUUUAGGGUUAUGUGGUAUGUUUAUUGGUACAACUUAUAUAUCUUAUAUAACUUAAGGGUACAUGGUACCUCAAUAUAUUUUUCAGUAAAACACAUAAAGGUAUACAUUGCUUCUAACUUGACCAUGAAUUUAAGGCAAUUUGUUGGUAUAAUUGUGUUCUGUAAAUCACUUCAGA